CGUACGCAAAGACAUAACUAGUUGGAGGGAGCAUUUUCUGAACGAGUUGGUAUUAAUUCGUUUAAUUGAUGAAUUAAUGCAAUUAUCUGAUCCGAAAUAACUUCAGUACGCGAAAAAUUCUUUUUUAAUAACCGGUAAUUUUUUUAGCCCGGAAUGACCACACAAGCUAGGUAGCUAGCUAGCUACCGUAGCGUUAGUUCCUGACAAGUUAGCAUGUUAGCUAGCUGCUGACAGCGUUAACCCAGUCGGUGUUAUGCUAUGGAUCCGUUUAGUAUAGUUGCGGAUGAAGUGGCUUUGGAGGGACUGGAUGGAAUAACUAUUCCCUCUCUUUGGAUUCGACUAGAAGAUAGAAAGCCCAAGUUCCCCCUCAAGCUCGACGACUGCACCAAGGAGCUCAUCUGGAAGUCACUUAUCAGCAACACCGACCUGAAAAUCUAUCAACUCCAAGAGAGACAAGAUAUUGAGCUGUUUGACAGGUAUAAAGACAUUGACCCAGAAACAGGCAUUGAAACAGCACAGGUGUUUUCUGACACACGGAAAGACAUCUACCCAGUCCAUAUUGUAGAAAACAAGGAUGGGAUACAGGGCUCAUGUGCACUCUUCAAUGAAAGGACGGACAUCACUGAGCAUGUUCGCUCCAAGACCCCAUUACUCACCUUGCAGGCGGCUUUGGAAAGAUAUGGCCGAAAGCUUGUUGUCGUGGCGUCUCAGGCGCUGCGAUUCAGGACCCUCAUUGGAAAUGAGAGCGAUCCUGAUUUGAAACUGAAUGACGACUCUUACUGUGUGUUGGAACGAGUAGGCCGAGCUCGAUGGCAAGGAGAGCUACAGAGAGAUCUGCACGGAUGCUCUUUUAAGAUCGAUGCUCGAAAGUUGCACUACAUGAGGAAGGCUCUUGUCAGACAUGGACUCCUCAGCAUGCAGUCUUAUGUCACACGACUAAAGUCAGGAUCACAGGCAGGACAACAGCAACACUCCAUUCUUCUGCUGCUGAAACGCUUCCAUGUAAACAGGAGGACUAAGUAUGACAUACUGAUGGAGUACGUGUCCAACUUUCUCCAGCAGUCGCCUGGUCAGUUUUCCACUAUGCUGACACUCAAAGAUCUACUUAAUGUAGAUGAGGGUACUUUUAAACGUGUAUUUCAAUACAUGCGAUCUGCCAAGUUGGUUGAAUAUUGCCAGUACCCUCUGGAGGACUUAGAUCCCGGCGCCGGGCCCUGCACCAACAAAAAAGGGAAUAAAGUGCUUGUGCGCUGUUUGAGACUGUUAAAGCCAUACACAGGAAAAAGCGUCGCUGAGGAUGACGACGAUGAGGACGAGGACGAAGACGAUGAUGGUGCAGCGAGAAGACAAGCUCUCCCUUCAGAGGGCCAAAUCAUGGAGAGUGAUGUCCUGACACAGGCCUAUCACAUUGUAAUUUCCUGUGGCCCAAAGGGAAUCCCCCAGAGGGGUAUCGUGUCAAGGAUGAACGUCGGUAAGCUGGAAUCUCGUAUGAUCUGCCGCAGGCUGGAGAGGGAAGGACUGAUAAAGGGCUUCAUGGAGGACGAGGGUCGGCAGAGGACUACAAAAUUUAUCAGCCAUAAAUGUUUUGGUGUGAGUGAUAAACUCCAACAGUUUGCUAAGGAGCAGGAACGGAAGAAGCUUCUUUACUCUUCUGCACCACAGACAUCAGAUGCUGCACCACCCACCCCUACAACACCACCCAUGUCUAAAGCAAAAGAAAACUCCAAAACUUCUGCAGCAAAGAAGGUUAAGAAAGCAGUUAGAGGAAGAAACAAAGAUGCCGAGGAGGCUGAGCAGACGUGUAGCGAUGGAGAAGAGGAUACAGCAGCUGAAGGCUUGGUUGGAAAGGAAGGUGAAGCAGGAGGAAACGGAACAUCGGCAGGGGAGAAAAGCAGUGUGGAAACUAAUCGGACGCAACCUGACAUCCCCAUUGUACAACUCACACCAGCUGAAAGUGACACUCCUGCCUGCAGCAACUCCACCACCAGUGUGACACUGGACUCAGUGUCUCCCACUCCCACAGCAGAACAAGCUCGAGUUGAGGACGAAGAAUCCAACUCAAGUACUGCCAGCACUUUGCUUCAGAGUGAGCUGUUGAAUGCAGACGAUAACCCGGUGGAGAACAACAUUGUGCUUGUUAAAGAUGUUUGCAAGCCGCGGGCCCCGCCUUGCAAAACAAAAUACCAAAGGGCGUCUGAGAGAUCUCAUGAGACGUACCGCCUGCUGAGGAGGAAGAAUCUGAUCGUCGAGGCUGUCCGAAGCUUCAAAGUCAUCGAGGGUCUUUUCCCGCUACAGAAGAUAAUCAACGACGACGAGAAGCAGGACGGAUCCAGCUCAAAGUGCUGCAAGAAGACUAUUAUACGUCUUGUCGACAGUCUGUCCAGAGAAGGCUUACUUAAGGUUUACAAGACCACCAUCAUACAGGAUGGAAUCACCAAGAAUAUUGAGAUGGUCGUUCAUCCUUUUCAGCCCAAAGAUGACAUAGUGAGCCGAGUCAUUGAACAGGUCCGCUUCAGAAUCUCCAGCUCUUACGCAGCUGUGCGUCUGCAGCUCGCCGAAGAGAAAGCCAGAGAACAAGGAUCAGGUUCUGACGAGACGAACGGCAGCCCUUCUAAAGCCCAAAAAGUAGAGAAGAAGAAGAAAGAAGAGUUCCAGCCCACAAGAGUUCGGGGAUUGGGGAAGACCUUUGGCUUCCAGCCUAAGAUGCAUCGCUUGCGUCUUGUUCAUAACUUCCUCUGGUACCUGAUAUAUGGGCACCCACUCAGACACAACUUCACUGACUCCCACUCAACUGACCUAACACCAACAGACCCGAACAGAUUUGAUCCUGAUGCCAAACAGCCUGACUGUCAAGAGAAACAGGAUCUGAAAGACUCUGUGGACCCCCUAGCUGCAGAUUGUAACUUGGAUGUGGCAUCAUCCGGCGAUGAAGAGGAGGAGCUGAAGGAUGUAUCAACACCUAGUUGCUCUCAGUCUGGCCUGAAAGUGUAUGCUGAUGAAGAGUCAUGGAAGAAAUUCAUGCCUCCUGUCCGUGUGCACAAGGAGUUUGGCAGCGGCUGGGCGAGGGUCGGCGACCUGCUCCUCUGCCUGCCUCUCUCUAUCUUCAUUCAGGUCAUACAGAUCAAUUAUAAGGUAGAUGGACUGGAGGAUUACCUCAACGACCCUGUAAAACAACACCAUCUUAUUAGGGCGCUGCCAGCCAGAAUGAGAAGACAGCUGCUUUUUAAACGGAAAUACAUAUUUGCAUUUCAUGAGAACCUGCAGAAGUUGGUCUACAUGGGUCUGCUGCAGUUUGGUCCUGUGGAGAAGUUCAAGGAGAAAGACCAGGUGUUUUUGUACCUGAGGCGCAAUGCCACCAUUGUUGACACCACCAGCGCUGAGCCUCACUACUGGCUGGUCACAGAGUCACAGGACAAACCAUUUGAGAAGCGCCAGUAUGCAUUUAACACUGCUGAAGAUGUAGAAAACUACUGGUUUGACCUGAUGUGUGUCUGCCUCAAUACACCACUGGGUGUAAUCCGCAACAAGAGAAGUGCCACAGACGAAGAAAAUGCUCCUUCCUUUGUGCAUGAACGCAACGUGUUCGUAGGAUUGGCAUACCUGCUCAAGGGCAGUCGUGAAGCGUGUGACGACUGGUCGAUACCAGGAGACGGUAAAGGAGCAGGAGGUCUGGACUCUGAAUUCUUUGCUCAUCUUAAACGCAACUGGUUGUGGACCAAUCACCUUCUUGCUGUCAGAACGAUUCCAAGUGGUUUAGAGGCAAAGGAGAAUAAAAUCCGACUUAAGAGCCUGCUGAGUAAAAAUGCUCUCAGGAUUGCCCUUAAAGCUGGAGGAAGCACUGCACCUCGUUAUGUGACUGCCAAGCGACCACUGACUGCCAAGCAACUACUGCUAGAAACUGUUGAGGUGGAUAUUGAGCCUGCUUCCAGAAACCAGCAGGUGAUCGGAGGAAAGAGACAAAAACGGAAAAGAAGCAAAAAGGAGGUUGUCAAGGCCCCACGCAAGAAGAAGAAAGAACCCAAGAAACGCCUGCCUGCCCACGACGAGGCCGACCACCGAGCUUUGAAGAGGAUGACCAGACAGAGAGUCUACUGGUCUGUACAGGAAGACUCCCUGAUGAUGCUCUGCAGUGUGGCCUCACAACUGCUCAACAGCAAGUUGAAGAGGGCAUUCAUACCUUACUGUCUGGUAAGAGACCUUCUCCAAGCAGAGUUUGAGAUAUCAAUGGAUAAAACCUCUCUCGCUGUCGGGCGUCGCACACGAUACAUUCUCAAAAACCCUCAGACUCUUCUAAACUACAGGAUCUGUCUGGCUGAGGUGUACCAGGACAAACCUCUGAUGAGACGGCUGGAAGCAAAGAAACCUGCAGAUCCAGACAAUCCAGAGGAUUGUGGGAAAGCGUUCUCUGAGUAUGCCAGGCUCCUCAGACAGAAGUUCAGCGCUGUCUUUCUGAGCGCUCGUGAUAUGAUCAUGCCUGACACAAAACAUCAGCUCUUCUCACGGUUUAAGGUCUCAACAAUAGAAGAUGGAAGGCGGGUGGCAUGGAAAGACGAUCUCAACUGCACAGAUGACAUUCAUAGCAUAGUGUUACAUAACUUGAUCCAGAGCACUCUGGCCAUGACCAACAUUCAGAUGAAGUCGUCCAGAUCCUUUCAGACCUUCCACAUGUACAGUAAGUACAACCAGGAGCUGCUGUGCCAAGUGUUUGUACAAUGCAGGAAGAGGGGUCUGGUCAACCGCCGUCGGGUCAAUCAGCCGUUUGGGCCGAAGAAGAACCGAGCGCUGCCCAUCCUGCCCAUGUCCUACCAGCUGUCCCAGUCCUACUACAGGUGUUUUUCGUGGCGUUUUCCACACUCACUGUGCACUGAUUCCUUCCGCUUCUUGAGGAGUCUUAUUAACAACGGGACAGCAGACGACAUACCUUUCAUUGCUUUCUACCAUGAAACCAAGAACAGGCCAGAGAAUGGCGAAGAAGUAGCGAAAAAAACAGGGUCAGAGAGGGAAAGAAAACAAAGCAAAAGGAAAGAAGAUGGAGGAAAAAGACUGGCAACAAGCGAACCAGAGGCACAACCAGAGAAGGCUGGCAGUGACUCCACAAAGGAAGGAGAGAGAGACCAAAGUAAAAUUGAAGGAGAAGAGAUGUUGUUGGAGGUGAACAACGAGAAACCCGAGGCAACACACAAACUAGAUGAACAGAAAGACCCGGAAGAUUGCGUCACAGCUGGUUCUGGUGAAGAUCCAUCUAGCAGAGAUCAGACAGAUGAUCAUCCGCCCAAAGAUGAGCUGCCAAGAGUGGCUGCUGCCAUGAACGAGGCAUCAGAGGAGCCUCCAGAUGUGUUGGACAUGCUGCGCUACUCUAUGGACUCUCCCGGUGGGGCCUGUGUGGCCGCCCUCAGCCUGAUGUCUCUGGGACUGUUGAGUGUGUACCUGUCCAUUCCUAAACAGAUGGUGGUGGUGGACAGCAACAUGGUGGACAAUGAAGUAGUCAAGAGUAUGGCUGCCGCUCUGGAAGAGGAAGAUGAUGAUGAUGACGACGGUGAUGACUGUGAGGGGAAAAAAAGACUGGAGGUGAAGUCACAUCAAGCGUCUCACACCAACUACCUGAUUAUGCGCGGAUACUGCUUUCCUGGCAUAGUAAAAAUACGUAACCUCAACACCACUGAUAACAUCGUGGUGGAGUCGUGUAUUAUGAGGUUGCAACUGCGCAACACACCUGCCCACAACUUGUUUAGUAAGGAGAACUCUCCACCACUGGACUUGACUAAAUGUGGUCCAUCCCUGCUGCCCUCCAUCCUUACCUACUCCACCCGUUUCUCCUCCUCUUCUCCCAACAGUGUGAAAGAGUGCGAAAGGCGUUUGAUUGAGCAGAGAGGAUACACUCCUCAGGACAUUGAAGCAUGCGCUCAGCUCCGGAAGAGUUUAAAUGCAGCUGGUGAGAGAGGUUUGGAAAUACAUAACCUCUAUAAGACUCACUUACACCUGGAGGAACCACAGUCCGGACGCACCAGGAGCCUGCAGCAGUACAUGACGGAGUUACAAGAAGAAGGCCAGGUGUUAAAAGUCGGGGGUUUGGGCAUACGUUGGGUGCUGAUGCAGCACGCUGAUCCAUGGCUGCUGACCGUAAACUCCAAGCAGUGGUCCCAGUCACGCUUCACAUCUGACCAACUCCCCUUUUUGGAGAAACCACACAACAUCCCCUUCAUGCGCAAAGGCAGGCGAGGCCGCCAGGACUUGGAGGAGCCGCCGGCAAAAAAAAUGGCUGUGGACGGGCAAAAGGGCGAGGACAGAAGGGACUCAGAGGGGUUGUCGAGUGAUGUAACAAAAGAGAAAUCCAAUGAGGAAGAACACUUGGAAAAGCAGAAAGAGCGGGUAGAUGAUGGGAGUGGAGACACAUUGUUGAACAUGGGGGAGGGGGGAGGAAAGCAGAUGCAGCCUGAGGAGGAGGGAGGAAAAGAACAGGAGGCAGGCAAGGAGAAGGUGGAAACUGAGAUAAGACAGGAAAAGAGAGAUCGUAGGGUCCGAGCGAACAGAAGAGCUGGUGAAAGGAGGGAGAAGCCAUGUGCGUCAUCUCUUCCUUCUCUCCGUUUCCAACCUUUUUUCCACAGUGAGAAUGUGAGUUUCCUCAGCCGGCCGUGGCGCAUGGUUGACGGCAAUCUGAACCGACAGGUGUGUAAAGGCAUGCUGGAGGCCAUUUUGUACAACAUCAUGUUCCGACCCGGACUCACGCAACAGUCACUGGUGGAGCACUACAAAGAUGUCUUGCAGCCGAUGGUGGUGCUGGACCUGGUGCAGGUAAUCAUCAAAUUUGGCUGGUGCCGAAAAAGUUUGGGUUUUAAAGCUCCUAAACCCUCGCUGUUCUCCCGCUCUGCGCCCCGGAGAAGCAGUGAGACAAAAGUGAAGAUUGAGGAACCAGACACGGUGUUUUAUGAACCCCCCACCAGCUCUCUGCCUGGGGUCUCAGUUUACCCAACAAGGCACGGGAAAUUUCCUACCAUAAAAGCAAUCCUGACCCUUAAACCGGGCCCGCCCUUAUCCCGGAAAAAAAAAGGGUUUUUGAAGUUCCUCCCAAAAAUUUUGGAAAACAAAAAACCCUUUGUGUUUCCCCGAAAAAUUUAAUUAUAGAAAUUUCUUUUCCAGGUUCUCUGACAGAUUUCAUUUCUGGUUUUACAGAACAGGGAUUUCUUUGUACAUUUUUUUUAGGUUUCCCUUUUUCCUAUUUCCUUUGCUUAAAAUUUAAAAUUAAGUUUUGUUUUCUUUUUU
Molecule: messenger RNA, 7260 nt
Organism: Etheostoma spectabile (orangethroat darter)
Lineage: Eukaryota; Metazoa; Chordata; Actinopteri; Perciformes; Percidae
Gene: gtf3c1
Product: general transcription factor IIIC subunit 1
Biological process (GO): 5S class rRNA transcription by RNA polymerase III; transcription initiation at RNA polymerase III promoter
Cellular component (GO): transcription factor TFIIIC complex
Molecular function (GO): DNA binding
Source: RefSeq, a predicted model, not a curated record